AAUGAUUAUUCAUUCUCUUUUCUUAACAAUAAAUUCAUUCAGAUAUUUACUAAUGUGCAACAAACUUGUAUUUCUAUUGCAAUUUUUCUGUAAUAUUAUUUUUAAAAUCUUUUCUUCAGAAUUAUUGCCUUUGUGUUAUUACCUUUCCUUGUAUUUUUUCAGAGUUAAAAAUGGGUGGUAGGGGGAAGGGUAAAUCCCCUGCUGUGCUCGGGGAUUUUAUUGCCCUCGGAAGUAAACCUGGAGGGAGCGGAAGUAAACCUCCUUCAGUCAGUAAUCUCACUCAGUUGAAUUCUCUAAGCAACCUACUGAGUAAGAAGGCUAAACCUAGCAGUGUCAGUAGUUUGACUGGAAGCAGUAAAAAACUAGUGGUAGGAGACAGAACGAAUGCCUGGGAGAGUAUAGCGGAGGAAGUAAAUACUGCUGAUCUAGUUAAUCUAGUAGAGGAGGCCAUAGACACGGAUGACAUGGAAAGAGUUGACGCCCUACUGUGUGGUGCGGUCAAAUCCCUCAGGAAAGAGAGAGCUAAACCAGAUCAGCUGCUCUGGUUAAGUUUAAUGUAUUUAGUCAAGACUGACAAUUCAAUGUUUACAAACUCAGAUUAUGCUAAAGAUGCGCUUUGCUCACUUCUCAAACGGGAUGUAAAGGAAAGUUACAAGAGCAAAGGAAACUCGUUAGUACCAGUGUUUGCUGCCAGUAUUCUAGCCGCAGCGUUCCAGAAUGAACGUGAGUGGCCUGAAGUGUUUGUACGCGUUUAUAUGGAUGAUGCCAUAGGAGAGAGAGUCUGGGUUGAUCAUCCUGAAUGCAAACCAUUUGUUGACAAUAUUUUAACAGCCUUUAACACUGUGCUGCCUGCCCAAGUGAAGGGUGGGGAUGGAGGAGGUCUGGGGGUAGGUGGGGAGGGAGUAGGUGUGUCCCCACCCACUGGGAGUAGUGGGAGUAGGACUCCCACCAGACCUGAUGAUGAAAUACAAAUAAUUGAUCUUCCGAUCAACAAAGAUCCCAUCCAGGAGACAAACAUAUCUGUCGUACAAAGGUAUGGUCAGCAGCAGGAGUAUAUUGAUAAGAUGGUUCUAACAGCUGUUAGAGAACAAUUGAACAGACGACAAGGAACAGAUUCAAUCACAAGGAACUUUCUCAGUGGGGACCUGUUGUUGUCUGUGGCCUUGAACUGCUGCACCCACUCCCAGCUAGACGUUGAGAUCAUGAGCGCCCUCAGUAAGAUGCGACUAAAAACUAAACCAAACAUUAAUCUUUUCCUCACCAGUCUCCGAGAUCUAUGUACUGUACACCCAGAGAACCUGGCAACUAUGAUGAAACAAACCAUCUUCAAUGAGUUAUCAAAUGCUAGGAACACCAACAACAUGGCAAUGCUGGCAGUUAUGUUUCAGACUGACCCAGAGAAAGCAGCGGGUAGUCUAGCUGCAGUAUUUCUUGAACUGCUCCUCCAGAAGGAUUGCUAUCUCAGAGCUCUCAGGCUCCUUCUCAGAGAGAUUGUUAGAUGCCUGAGAUAUGACCUGAACCUGCCAGUAUUCUGCCUCAACCUCAUGAUGGAUAGAUUGAAGGACAAGUUCGAGAACUUCAAGGAGUUUGAGUUUAAGGAGCGUAUCUUGUGUAGUUUGGUGGAUCUUAUCACCCUCUCAAUCUUCAUAGGCGUUAGUCCAGCUGUCAGAGAGGGGUUCAAUGCAUACUCCAGGGGAGAUAAGAAAGAUAUAUCUGCGUACAAGCAGUACCUUGUAAACAUGAGUACAAUACAGAAGAAUGUCUGCUGGUGGAUGUACGAGGUUGUCCCAAAACAGUACAAACCUGACCCACAGGUGUACACAAACCUACUGUACAAGCUCUUGUUCAUGGCACAGAAUCAUGAAGAGUACUACAGGUUGGAUAACUGGCCAACUGAAGCUGAUCGAGGGAUGUUCUUCAAGAUUACUUGUGAGAUUCCAGUUCAUGAAGAUACAAUACUGAGAAUAUUCCUGAUUGGUCUGCACAAGAACCUCCCCCUGAAUGGACAGGAUUGUUUAACUAUUGCUGAAACUAUGAUAAAAAGAGCAGCAGGACUACAUGCUCUAGUCUCUAAAGAAUUUCCUAUUCUACACUGUGAGAAGGCUAAACAGUUUAUGGAGUGUGUAUGGGAGUUGACCGCGUAUACGUAUCCUGAAACUAUAUCUCUACCUGCCGAAUACCAAGCUCCCAGCAUGGCCAUAACAGCAUCUUAUUGGAAGGCCUGGCAAUUGCUGUUGAUAAUGUCUGCGCACAAUACUGUUCAGUUUGGGGCGCUCGGAUGGGACAGUUAUCCUACAUUGCGCGCACUUAUGGAGAUGUGCAUCACUUCCCAGUUUGUGUUCCCUCCUCCUACCCUGGUCCUGGGAGCUCCUGAACGUGUUGAUGAAGUGAGGAACCAGGAACUCCAGCUAGCACAGCUUGAGAACCAACAGAUUUUAGAGUUUGAAUCUCGGCUAGCCGCAGCGUCAAGUAAACAGGUUAUUACGGAGCAGAGCAGUCUUCUACUAUCAACAAUUACAAGGAUGGAUCCUCUUGGACCCCUACGACGUCCUCCUGCUGGAGUCCUUGAACAGCUGAAGCAGAUGAAUAGUCAUUACAAGCUGGGUCAUCUCCUCUGUAGAAGUAGACAACCGGACUUCCUACUCGAUAUUCUUCAGAGACAGGGAACCCAUCAAGCGAUGCCGUGGUUAGCCGACCUAGUGGAAUCUAACGAAGGAAGUCUUUCCGUUCUGCCUGUUCAGUGUCUGUGUGAGUUCCUUCUGAACGAUUCCUUAAAGGAUCCGAGUAGCCAGGAGCAGGACUCCACAGGGAAGUCCGGUAAGGAAGUGAAGGACCAGGAGACUGGUAGAAGAUCAGGACGAAAAGCAGAAGAGUUGCUACGUCACCUUCAGACUGUUCUACAGAACCCAGAUACAGAUCCUACCAGCUGUCUUGAGACUUUAGACUACUUUCUCAGGAGACUAUCUAGUCUUCAGUCUCAAUCCAGACUACAAGCUCUUCAAGGAUUACGCCUGCUAGUGACCCCUGUAAUUACUGAGGAUGAUAUGGAGGUGGAUAAUGUUGAACCCGAAGAGGAGAGCUCUGCCUGGCUCCUUCAGCAUAUACCAGCCCUACCCUGCUUCAGGUUGGCGUAUCCGUCGAUAGCAUCAGCGCUUCGUGAAGCCUGUGAGGUUGAGAGUGACCCGCUGACGGUCAGUUUAUACAUCAGGUUCCUCUCCCAAACUUGUCCGGUCAACAGUCUACCUGACCUCGCAGAUCUUGCUCUAGAUAUGGCGAGUGUGAUAGUAGAACGAUCAAGUGUUCUACCCGCUCUAUUACCUGGAUCUUCUCAUACUACAAUAGGUCGUGAUGUGGAACAGUCAACAUUUCAAGCACUUCUCCACGUGUUCAAUAGGGAGGGACUGUCUUUUGGUAUUCCUGUUGAAUCCAUGUCUAAGCUACUCCAGACCUUGGACCAGGCAGUCCAGGCAGACCUGGACUCAGUAGCCGAGUCCGUGCUAGACAAGAACUAUAUGGGUCAACUUGUAGCUGUUCAGCAUAAGCGUGGGGCCAGUGGGGGACUAGUAUUUGCUAAGGCUCUGGGUCUCUCCUUAGAUUUAGGAAACUCUGGAUUAAGCCGUGGUCCAAUGCCUGCCCCACUGCCAACCCUAACUAUCCCUCCUAGAUCUACAACAUCUAUUCCUCCAAGUCAGGUGUAUACAACUCUUCUGCAUUUAAUGGAUUGUGGAACCUCGGGUCGGCUCUCUUCAUCAGAGAAACAAGAUACAUUCAGAACUUUACAGAAGUAUCUAUCCCAGGAGAUAUCCUGUGGUAGUGAGAUAACUCCUUAUGUUUCUGCCACACUGACAGGACUUGAGUCAAUUCUCAGUUCGGAUUUAAAAUCUAGUUUCGUCACUUCACUUAGCAAGAAGGGCUCUGUCUCCUGCCCUUUGUUCCGGCUGCUGAACCAGGCACAUUGCCGCAAACCAGAUUCUAGCGCAGCACGUUCUCUCCUGUCGUCUUUUCAAACCAUUUUGGAUAAAUUGCAGGCUCUGAAGUUGAAGACUCCACUGAUCAGUUUAUUGUCUGGAUACAUCAAGCAGUUGAACCAAACUCCAGCCUCUACCCUUCCCGUCUCGACCUCGCUCUCCCUCAAGUCUGGAAACCUAGAGGCUGAAAUUAAAAAGCUUGCCUUGGAUGCCCUCAGAAAGGAGAAUACAGGAGAUUUGGUCAAAUCGCUUUCAGGUUUACUACUGGAGGAUGAAGCAAGGGGAGAAGGACAGGUCCCUGGAAUACUCCAGGAUUGGUUGGAUCUUCUGGAUCCAACAGUUUUAUCCUCUCUUCCAACACUCCAAACCCAGCUGGUGUUUGCGAAGGAGGGGGAGGGGAGGAGGGAGGGGAAGAGAACCAAAUCAAGUCGUCCGUACCUUCUGAGCUUGUUAACACAUCAGGCAAGCUGGUCUGUGCUACGGAGUACAGUAGAUAUGGUUCUUCAGCAGUACAGACCUGAUCUAGAUCAAUCAGCUGUUCUUGAUUUCCUCACUGCUUGUAUUCAUAUUCCUAGGCUCUGGCAGGGAAGAGAUCAGAAUCCCUCCAAACAUCAAACUCCUCCGAACCCAUUGGAUCUUGAUACUCCAGCACUUCAGGUGGUUGGUGAGUACAUUGUAGUUGAGGGGGUGGAGGGAGGUGAAGACAAAAUAAAGAAGAGAAUUCCUUUGAUUCUCAGGUGUCUGGGUAAACAGGGACAGAGAGAAAUAGGAUUUAUCAAUCAUAUUAUUCAUCUGGCAACAGACCAGGACAAGGACAAGAUGGGAGAAAUGGACACGGAUAAGAGAGGAGAAAAGGACAAGAAGAAUGUAGAUGAGAGGACUAGAAGAAUGGCGAAUUAUUUGCUUCUCCAGGUACUAAUAUUCAAAUAGUAAUUAUAAAAAAAA
Molecule: messenger RNA, 4913 nt
Organism: Eurytemora carolleeae
Lineage: Eukaryota; Metazoa; Arthropoda; Copepoda; Calanoida; Temoridae
Product: integrator complex subunit 1
Exons: 48
Coding region: 171-4898 (1575 amino acids)
Biological process (GO): U2 snRNA 3'-end processing
Cellular component (GO): integrator complex
Source: RefSeq, a predicted model, not a curated record